UUUCCUUUCAUGAUUUUCACCCAUGAGUGAUGUAUCGUAAAUCACUUAGGAAUGUAAGUAAAUAUUAAAAUCACAUUGUUUUUUCCUUUUUGUAAAAAAAAAAAGUGUUCAAUAUCAUUCACAUCGCUCUGAAACUGAGGUCAAUCUUCUCUAAGUAGUUCGCGUUUCAUCCAUAUUCCAUGGUGGAUUCUUAUUCCUCUGUCAAUGGAAAAUACCGAUUUGAAAAGUUGCUCAGGAAAAAAUCAUGAUUUGGAAAACCUAGAUACUAGCAUUCUAGACAGUGAUUCGGACGAAUUCGAUGCAUUACCAGAAAUUACAUUGCCGAAAGGAGAGACGGAAAAUCGCCCUAGGCAUUUGUACUUAAAAAACGAUACUACAGAUUUUUCUACUUAUAAAUGGAGUAUUGAUCGCCUUUCCAGUACUGCUACACAAGACGAUAUGAACCGAAAGCGACGAAAGUUCGCGGUCGAAAAACUUCUUUACUAUGACAAAGAACAGCUGGAAAACGAGGAAGACGGCGGCAUAAAUACUCUGCUGAAUGAGAACGUUGGAUCAGACGUCUUGAAUCUGUUACGAACAAACUCUACCAAAUCAGAAACUUUAGAAUAUCACUUCUAUAAUCCGUCUAUAGCUGAACCGGAAGUAAACCCCAUUUCAUCAAAGCUUUCCAUAGAGGAUGAAUGCACUCAAAAGCUACUGAAUUGUCCAGAUUAUAUUUUUGAGAUUGCAGCAUGCUCCAAUUUAAUACCUCCUUCGAUCGUGUCAAGUGUUUUAAUUAAACGCUUCCUAAAUUCAUUCAAUUAUCCUUCAAGGUUUACAUGGCUUCAGAACUUAAGAGCAUAUAUUAAUUCAGGUCCUCAAUGCAAGGAUGAAUUUUGUUUGAGUGUAAACUUCUUCUAUACACACAUAUGUCGGAAAAUAGGGUUUAAUAUUCAAAAACGUAACCAACCUGUUCGCUCUGAACUUACAAGUUCGGAAGAGGUCUGUUCUGUAGUCCUUAAUGAGUCAUCCGAGGUUGAUUUUUUCGUUGAGCUUUGUCGAGUCUUGUAUCCUAUUUGUCCACAAGAACUUCAAUCCUUAAUGAUACGAGAUGUCUGUCGCUGUUUAUUAGAUAUCAAGGUUGGACAUGCCUGUCGAACGUCUUUCAUUAAAUUCAUGGAAUCUAUCGUGACAUCGGAAAAACCACACUUUUUCUAUGAUUUGGUUCGACUUUCGGAUCAACCUUCUGUGUGGAUAAGUAUUCUCUCAUCAUUGCCUUCUAAUUCCCCUACUAAUAUCCGUUUUCGAACGAACUUAGCUAUUCACUGGUUUUUAGGAAGCCUUCCUGAACGCUCACGUAUAUUUCCUUCUAUCUGUGGACAGCUUGAUAGAUUGCUGGAUCGAUGCAAAAAUGAAAACUAUACUGAUUUAUUAUUCUUAAUGAUCACCUUUAGCUAUACAGUAAGUGAGCUCCGUUUAAAAAAGAGUGAAAAUCUGGAUUUAGUAUUAGAGAAACUGCGGAAACUGAACUUAGCAAUCCCAGGUACAACUGAGCAUUUAUUGUUAUCAAGAUGUGAGGUAAAAGAUUACAUUCAUCGUCUAUAUAUGGUAAUUUAUUAUGAACAUUCGGAUGUUUAUUCAGAAUUAGAGCGGACAAUCGAAAAAGACCUGGGUCCAAUGGGAAAACAAAACGAACAACCCAAAAGAAAUUCUGCAAGGAACACAUCCAAAAGUUCUUUAGCAAGUAAAAAAGGAGGUAGAAAGAAACGGAGAAGGAAUAAAAAUCAGAAUUAAUAUUUCCAAAUCGAUUUUAUUAGUAUCACGU
Molecule: messenger RNA, 1804 nt
Organism: Schizosaccharomyces octosporus yFS286
Lineage: Eukaryota; Fungi; Ascomycota; Schizosaccharomycetes; Schizosaccharomycetales; Schizosaccharomycetaceae
Product: Smc5-6 complex non-SMC subunit Nse6
Exons: 1
Coding region: 205-1773 (522 amino acids)
Source: RefSeq, a predicted model, not a curated record